AUGCAGUCUCUCACGUCGUUGCCCGACGAUUCGGAAUAUUCUUGCUAUAUUUGUCUUGCUGGAAGAGGCGAGCUUGCUCCAUUUUGCAAUAGCGAAGAAUCCAAAGAUUGGGUCAAACCGUGCCAGUGCUCCUUGGUGGCACACCGCAAGUGUUUCCUAUCGUGGGUUUCCAGCUUGGACCUUCAGAAGCGUAAACAGCAAGAGAAUCCGGAAACACUGCCCAGUGGUGUGCGUUCAGCAACGCUGAUGUACAAUUACAACAUUCAAAGUCUUCUAUUUGGGUUUCCUCUUAUCAAAAAGUCAGAGACUAUUACCGUUUUUAUUGAUUGUCCCCAGUGCAAACGCCAGAUUUGCUUCCAAACCCCAAACUCCAGGAUACUGAACCUGCGCCAGACCAUAAGCUCAGGUAUCUCAAACAUAAUGCGUGUUGGAAUCUCUUCAACGGUGAUUUCCUCGUCUCUGGCCUCUGUCAGUAUGGGGUUUUUGGUGUGUUUGAGUGCAACAGGAUUUAGGGUCAUGCAAAUGAUUACACCGCAAAGUGUCCAACUUUCUUUAUUCGAUGUCAACCGGUUGAAUACGCGCACGUUAAUUAGUGCGUUGGAUGAUGGAUCGAUUCCAAUCCCAAAGUUUCUCAUGAUCACAGGCUCAAUUCCGCUUUAUUUGAUUUACAUGAGAAUGAGCGUCCUGGGGACAGGUCCUUUCAAUAUGGUUGGAAGAGUGUUUCCAUUGCUUCUUUUCAAGAACCAGCAGGACCUGAUCGACAACCCAGCCAAGAAGUUGCUUUUGCUCACGCUUCCCCUCCAAUACAUCUACAGAGCGUUCUACAGUCUCACUUUCAACAGAAUAUACUACAAGUGGUGCAAACAAGUUCAACCAUGUUUCAUUGCUGACAGACUUUCUCUCAAAGAAUUGGAGCGUAUUGAGGAGGAAAACAGAGAGGAAGACGAAUACCACGAGGCUGAAAAGGAGUCCCACAAACUGGAGCCAUCACACACAGGCUUGUUGGGAAUAAUUCGCAGAUACUUGAACCUGGUGUUUUCUCAUUCAGGAUUGAGAAGUAUCAGGUUCUCAAGACUGAGACGAGAGUUGAUCAACUGCUUCAAGUUUGACUACGCCAGAGUGUUCCAAAACUCCCAAUUCUUCUUAUUCCUUGCUACAACUAUGUCAUGGCCCUAUUUUGGAGAAUUAAUUAGUCGGACACUUCUGGCCAAGAUCCCGAACAUCAACAGUUUCCUCCAGAAAUACAUUAAUACCCCUGACGAGUCCGAAUUCCUCAGGAAUCUGAUUGGCUGUGUGGUUGUCGUGCUUGCCAAAGAUCUCAUUAACUUGUACUUCAACUACAAGAAGUUCAAACAGCUAAAAGAAGUGGAUGUUGUAAGCGGCUCCAACGAAGACUUCCUGAGGUACAUCAGCGAGAAAUACAACCAAGGCGAACCACUAAACACUUAA
This is a messenger RNA of Ogataea philodendri, 1449 nucleotides long. RefSeq lists its product as uncharacterized. The transcript has a single exon. Bases 1 to 1449 code for a protein of 482 amino acids. NCBI's taxonomy places the organism in Eukaryota, Fungi, Ascomycota, Pichiomycetes, Pichiales, Pichiaceae. The record is from RefSeq and is a predicted model, not a curated record.